This is a messenger RNA of Rotaria sordida, 2670 nucleotides long. The record is from the annotation of a GenBank genome assembly. Lineage: Eukaryota; Metazoa; Rotifera; Eurotatoria; Philodinida; Philodinidae.
AUGACAAAUAAUAUAAGUCGUUGUCCACAUGUAGCUACAAUUGGAUUUAUUUCAACAGAAGAUUAUUUAAAUGCUAUACAACAUGAAAAAUGUGUAAAAUGUGAUUGUAUUGGUCCUCAUUUAUGGUUAUGUUUAAGAGAAGGUUGUUUAUUUGUUGGUUGUGGUUCUGGAAAAGAAAAAAAUGAUCAUAGUACUGAGCAUGAAAAAGAAAAAGCACAUCCACUUCAAUUAAAUUUAACAACAAAACGUAUUUGGUGUUAUGUUUGUAAUCAAGAAGUUUAUUCAAAUAAUGAUCCAUCAUUUGAAUUAUCAUUUAUUGAUCGUUCAAGAUUACAAUCAAAAUCUUCUAAAUUAAUAAAUAAUGUUAAUCAAUCAAUAAAUAAUUCCGUUCAAGUAAAUGUUGUUAAUUUAGUUCAAGAAAAUUCUUUAAAUCAAUCAAUUAUUCGUCGAAAUCAAUAUGAAAAAUGUUUUGAACCAACACUUUUUGAACUUGAACAUUCAGAUACAACAGAUUUUACUCGAGGUAUAUCGGGUUUAUAUAAUUUAGGUAAUACAUGUUAUAUGAAUUCAGCUUUACAAGCACUUUCAAAUUGUGUUCCAUUAACAAGUUAUUUUCUUGAUUGUAUUCCAUUUAUUGGAACGAAUUCGUAUCGUCGUAUAAAUGGAGAUUUAUCACAUAUUAAACCAAAUGGAAGAUUAGUUACAUCUUAUUUAAAAUUUAUUGAAUCAAUGUGGAUUAAACCUCUUCGUGGACGAGAAAGUCAUGUUAUUAAUCCAAGUUCUAUAGCAGCAGAAAUUCGUUCGAUAAAUCCAUCAUUUCGUUCUUAUACUCAACAAGAUGCUCAAGAAUUUCUUCGAUGUUUUAUGGAUGAAUUACAUUCAGAAAUGCGUUCUGUUCAAUUUGAUUCAGAUGAUAAACAUCGAAGUGAAAGUAGUAGUACAGAAAAUAGUGAUGUGGCUAUUAUUAUACCAAAUCUCAAUAGUGAAUCGGAAUAUGAAACAUGUUAUUCUGGUUUUACAUCAAGUAGUGAUGAUAAUAGUAAUGAUGAUGAAAAAAAAAAAUAUGCAUCAAUAAAUGAAAUAAAUGAAUAUUCAAAAAAGAAAAUUUAUCGAGAAAAAUCUCAAUCAUUAAGCCGAACAGAUUCUGGUGUUUCACUUAAUAGAAAUAAAAAACAAGAAGAACAAAAAAUUAAUUUAUUUGAUAAAAAUAUGAAAACAAUUAAUUCAUAUAGUAAUAAAUCUAAAAGAAUAUUAACAAAUUCAAUAAUAUCAUCUAUAUUUGAUGGAACAAUUCAAAGUCAAAUUGAAUGUUUAACAUGUAAUCGACGUUCAUCAACUAUUGAAACAUUUCAAGAUCUUUCAUUACCAAUUCCAUCAAGAGAACAACUUGAAAAAUUUCAUUCAAUACAAUAUGGAAAUGAUGAUCAAUUAUUAUCAACAAAUCAACAAAUAUUUGAUCAAAAUAAAAAUGAUUCUUGGAUUUCAUGGUUUUAUUCUUUAUUUAAAAAUUUAUUGACAUUAAAUAUUUGGGGUCCACCAUUAACUUUACAAGAUUGUCUUCAAGCUUUUUUUCAAGCUGAUGAACUUACUGGAGAUAAUAUGUAUAGUUGUGAAAAAUGUCGAAAAUUGAGAAAUGGAAUAAAAUAUUGUAAAGUUGUCGAAUUACCUGAAGUAUUAUGUAUACAUUUAAAACGUUUCCGUCAUGAUUCAAUGAUCUAUACAAAAAUAGGAAGUUAUGUAUCAUUCCCUUUAGUCGAUCUUGAUAUGACACCAUUUAUUCAUAAAGAUUGUCGAAGUAAAAUUCAUAUGUAUGACUUAUUUGCAUGUAUUGUUCAUUAUGGUCGAGCUGGUAGUGGUCAUUAUAUAACAUAUGCAUUAAAUGGUCUUAAUCAACAAUGGUAUGAAUAUGAUGAUGAAAAUGUUAGACAAGUUGAUCCAGCAAUUGUUCAAAAUGCUGAAGCAUAUGUUCUUUUUUAUAGAAAAAAAGAACCAAAUAUAAGUGAAACAUAUGAAGCAAUUCGUCAUUUACUUGCAAGAGAUCAAGAUUAUCUUCUACCAUUUUAUAUAUCUCGUUCAUGGAUAAAUCGAUUUUUUUAUUUUGCUGAACCUGGACCAAUAACAAACAAUGAUUUUUUAUGCAAACAUGGAGGUGUUUUACCACAUUAUUGGAGUGUUAUUAAUGAUCUUGUUUGUCCAGUACCUGAAAGUGUUUGGCAAUAUUUAUCUGAAAAACAUGGUGGAUGUUCAGUAUGUAAUAUAUUAUAUCCAUGUCGAAAAUGUCAAUUAGAUGAUGAAAAUUUAAAAUGUCGACAACGUUUAGAAAAGAAAACUUUCUUACAAUUAAAAAGAUCUGAAAAAGAUACUGAUGCUAUUUAUGCACUUAGUCCAAAUUGGUAUCGAGAUUGGGAAAAUUUUGUUUGUGAAAAAUCAUCUGAACCGCCAGGUCAAAUAUCAAAUGCAUCUAUUUCAAUAACAAAAAAUGGCAUUACUCGUUUACUUAGACGUGAUUGUAAUUAUUUUCAAGUUAACGAAUCUAUAUGGAAUUUUUUAUAUUCAAUAUACGGUGGUGGACCUGAAUUAAUUAUUCGACCAAAUUCUACAAUGAAUUCAAAUUCAAAUGUAGAUGAUCAAAUAUCUUCGAAUAAUAAACCUGCAGUGACUUUCGUUUAG